This is a messenger RNA of Coniophora puteana RWD-64-598 SS2, 2572 nucleotides long. RefSeq lists its product as uncharacterized. Bases 69 to 1874 code for a protein of 601 amino acids. The transcript has 9 exons. Gene Ontology annotation, cellular component: cytoplasm; ubiquitin ligase complex. The record is from RefSeq and is a predicted model, not a curated record. Gene Ontology annotation, molecular function: ubiquitin protein ligase activity; ubiquitin conjugating enzyme binding. Lineage: Eukaryota; Fungi; Basidiomycota; Agaricomycetes; Boletales; Coniophoraceae. Gene Ontology annotation, biological process: ubiquitin-dependent protein catabolic process; protein polyubiquitination; positive regulation of proteasomal ubiquitin-dependent protein catabolic process.
CUCAGGCCUCAGGAGUACCAUGAUAAGUUCGGGCGAGAACAUACCCAUUGUUCACUCUCGCUCUCAUUAUGGUGACCCUUCCAAGUCCAAGUGCAGCAGCGGGAGACGCUGCUAAUGCACCACAAGUCAGCGGGCCGGUGGUAGAACGCAUCGUAUCGCAUCCGGGUUUGAGCCAGUUCCAGGGAAAGAGUGCUUCAGCGUGCGGAUUGGCUGCCUUGAACUUUGCAAGACAUGUGUUCGAACGGAGAAGGAACGGCGAGUCGACAGAGCGUAUUCUCCAAGAAAUCGUCAGAAAACCAUCCAUGGAGGAAAUCAUUUCCAUAACUUCCGGGUGGACAGACGAUGGACAUCUCGAAGUCGAUCAGAUAUGUCAGCUCCCGCUGUUCAAGAGCACACUCAAGCUAGUCCACACGCAGUUUGGUCAGCCGACAAAGGGGGACUUCAGAACUCUUCUUCGCAACCUGGGACGUACCACUUCCUCAUGCGCAGUCGCCAUUGUCACACGUCCUCCCGAGAUCAUUGCCUGCUUGAAGAUCACCAACUCUGGCGGCAACACUUUCGUCAUCUUUGACUCACACCCUCGUCCAGAUCACCCAGACGGGGCUGCCCUAAUUCUCGUCAACUCGGUCGAGGAGGCUGCUACUCGUCUGAGUGCGAUCCUACCAUACGACGACGCUCUCAUGUGCGAUGAUCGCCUCCAGUGGCAAGCACAGCUCCUUGGACAGUUUUCCAGUCACACCUUCAUUGCACGGGAGUUUGAUUCGUCAUCAACGGCCAUGACCUAUCUCGUCGCAGAUGCCAGUCUCACCAUUCUCUCCUUACAAGCCAAGGUUGCCGCUCUAGAGUCCCAGAACUCUUUUCUCACGUCGGAGAACAAGCGCUUGGAGACGGAGGCGGAGCAGAUGGAGGACACCCGGACCGCUUUAGAAGCCCAGCUGCGUGAAUUAGCUAAGCCUUCUUCUCGCGGAGCCCCAGCAUAUCCGCGUUCUAGUGCUAAGAACGCAGAAGCCGGACCUUCUCGUCCUCGAUUUCCAGACAAUGUAGGAGAAGGAAGAGCCGAAGAUAGGCAUGAUGUUUCGAUGUUGGAGCCCGAAGCCGCGCAUGACCCCACAGCGCAGUUGGUUGCUGAAAUGCAGCAACGAUUCGAUCAGGAAGACCGCCACAUCCGACAACAGCGCGAGAGUCUCGCCGCGAGCCAACAGAAGCCGUUCGAAUGCAACAUAUGUUUCGAAGAGCAAUCUGAAGACUUCGCUGUGAGACUGCAGCCAUGCGGACAUCCGUUUUGCCGGUCCUGCGCUCGAGAGUUCAUUCUGUCGAACAUCAACGAUCACCGAUUUCCCGUCCUUUGUCCCGUGUGCUCGGCGGAAAAGGCUGAGAAGCCCAGUACUAUCGACUCAUGGCUGGUAGAGCAGAUAGGGGUUAAUCAAGAGCAGUAUGCCAUUUGGACGGAGAUGGAGCUCGCUCGGUUUUCUAUCUUAUUGCAUUGUCGCUCGUGCAAACGCAGUGUCUUUAUCGAUAGGCAGGAUCACGACGAUACGAAGAUCCUAGCGUGUCCUUUACCUCGAUGUAAUCACAUCUGGUGCAAGGCAUGCCAAGCAUCCAUACAACUGGACGGUCCCCCGCAUUCGUGCGAUGGCUCAUCUGAGCUCGACCACCUCAUGAAACAGAGGGGAUGGAAGUAUUGCCCAAACUGCAAGACUCCCUGCGAGAAAGUAUCCGGGUGUCAUCAUAUGACUUGCAUAUCAGCUGGAUGCAAUACGCACUUCUGUUAUCGUUGUGGUGAUGUUAUCGUUCGGUCUGCGAUGCCAAGGGACGUUCAAAGGGCAACGAGUGAUCAUUAUCGGAGAUGCCAGUUGUUUGAUAUUCCCACGUAGUGGGAGAGAUUUUAUGUUAUACGCUAUAGCCAAUGACCCACUAUUGAUGUCAAUCCUCAGCUUCAUGGUUGAGAACUGCAGUGAAAUAUCACGACUUCGUAUUUACCCGCAUGAGUUUGUUCUUUAUGCCCCUUCCUCUUUCGUGGCUGCCACUUAUUCUGCCCAGUGAACAGCGGCCCAUUCCCUCUUCAGAACACCCAUGCUAAGCACAUCCACCCACUUGUUGUCCAUCCAAGUUGCUUCGCGCUUCCGCCCUUCCACCACAAAGCCGAUGCGCUCGUAGACCGCGAUAGCGCGCUCGUUAUUUCCAAACACCAUAAGGGAAACGCGAUGGAGCCCGUACCACUUGAACGCGUGGUCGAUCAUGAACUUCGCUGCCUCGGCUCCGUAACCUUUGCUCCAGAACUCGGGCAGCAGAGCUAUGCUGAAGAGCGCAUCACGAUUCUUCCAUUCGGAGAUCUGGACGAUGCCCUUCCCCAUGAACUCGCCAGUCUCUGUGAGCGUGAUGACAGCGCCAAAGGUGGCGGCGUCGAGCUGCUUCUUGAGUGUCUCUUUGUAGGUGGGCCCGUAGGGCCUAAUUGGUUCGUCUGAGACGAGAGGCAGCACGAGAGGAUCGUCCCGCAGACGCAGGAGGUUGUCCAGGUCGGCUUCGGUGUAUGCACGUAGAGUCAUCCGAUCUGUCUGGAAAGGCAUCUCAG